Volvox carteri f. nagariensis is the source of this 594-nucleotide messenger RNA. RefSeq lists its product as uncharacterized. The annotation marks the transcript as partial. NCBI's taxonomy places the organism in Eukaryota, Viridiplantae, Chlorophyta, Chlorophyceae, Chlamydomonadales, Volvocaceae. The transcript is spliced from 4 exons. The record is from RefSeq and is a predicted model, not a curated record.
AUGGAGGCGUGUCCAGUAUGUGGAGUUCUCAUACAUCUUCACUUACUGGAGGCACACGUAAACAGCCACUUCGACGAGCACCCUGGACUUACCUCCCACAUAAACGAGCCCGAUAUUCCCACGGCGCGAUGCACGGUGUGCGGGGCACUGGUGCCUCUGGUGAUGCUGGACAGGCACGAGCGAGACCAUGAGAGCGCCUCUGCUGCCACUGCUGCCUACAACCCGCCGGCGCCGCUGCCUCCGGCGGCAGCAACUUCAUCGUCUCAUUGCCUUCCCUCCAUCAUCUGCCCGUACGGCUGCGGCCAGUGGAUCCCGGUUUCGGAGCUGGACAGUCAUGAGUUGGCGCACGUGAUGAUGGCCGAGGGGGGACAGGGGCCGCCGCUGGCGCCAGUGGGAUUUGGUCCUGGUCCUGGCCCUAGCGAUAUUGGCGGCGGAGAUGAUGAGUGGAUGCAGGCGGGUCUCGAUGAUUCGUACUUGUACGACGACACGGACGAGUUGUACGACACGGCAGCUGCAUCUGAGGCUGCUGCUCGGCGGCUUCAGGAGGAGCAGGAUUUUGAGGCCCUGAGGGCCAAAUACGGCUUCAGUGAUAAG